Molecule: messenger RNA, 1731 nt
Organism: Candidozyma duobushaemuli
Lineage: Eukaryota; Fungi; Ascomycota; Pichiomycetes; Serinales; Metschnikowiaceae
Exons: 1
Coding region: 1-1731 (576 amino acids)
Biological process (GO): amino acid transmembrane transport
Cellular component (GO): membrane
Molecular function (GO): amino acid transmembrane transporter activity
Source: RefSeq, a predicted model, not a curated record
AUGAAUACAGAAUCUGCAGAAUCGAAGGACUUUGAAAAGCAGAUCUACAGCGAAGAUGUGGCUUCUGCUGAGGCCUUGAAUAUGGGAGAUGCUCUCAAGGAGUCCCAGGCUGGAGAUGACCAGAGGUUGAAGCGUGUUUUGCAUGCUAGGCACUUGUCGAUGAUUGCCAUUGGUGGCGCUUUGGGAACCGGCUUAUUGAUUGGUACGGGUAAUGCCUUGAGACUCGCCGGGCCUGCGGCUAUUUUCUUGAGUUACUCGGUGAUUGGUUUCGUCGUUUACAUGGUUUUGACCGGUUUGGGAGAAGUCGCAACACAUAUUCCUUUGGCGGACGGUUUUGCUGGUUACUGCAGAAGAUAUGUGGACGAGGCUCUUGGUUUCGCCUGUGGCUGGACUUAUUUGUUUUUGCAGUUGUUGGUGACAGCCAACCAGUUGGUCGCUGGCAGCUUGACUAUGCAAUACUGGAUCGACGAGGAAAGAGCCAAUCCAGGUAUCUGGAUCGCCGUGUUCUUGACUGUGAGUACCACCAUCAAUGUUCUCGGUGUUCGCUUUUUUGGUGAAGUGGAGUUCUGGGUUUGCAUUGUGAAGAUCUGUACCUGUAUUGGUCUCGUUAUCUUAUUGCUCGUGAUCGCUUUGGGUGGUGGACCUAGCGGUGACAGACUUGGUUUCAGAUUCUGGCAAAACCCUGGAGCUUUCAGAGCAUACACUGAGCCAGAAAGAGGCGUGAACAUUGAGGGCGACCUUGGAAGAUUCGUUUCGUUCAUCUCGGUGCUUGUCAAUAGUGUCUUUGCAUACUCGAGUUGUGAAAUGGUUGGUGUUACUUUCCCUGAAUGUGCUCGUCCAAGAAAAGCCAUUCCCAAAGCCAUCAGAUUGACCUUCUACCGUAUUGUGAUCUUUUACGUCCUCAAUGUCUUGGUCUUGGGAAUGUGUGUGCCUUUCGAUGACCCCAGACUCUUGGGAACUAGUGGCACAAACGCUUCAGCUUCUCCUUUUGUGAUUGCCAUCUUCAAUGCCCAGAUUCAAGGUUUGGAUCAUGUCAUCAACGCCUGUAUUUUGAUCUUUGUCACUUCUGCAGCUGUCGCCGACAUGUACAUUGGUUCCAGAACCCUUUAUGGACUUUCAAUGUCUGGCUAUGCACCCAAGUUCUUCUCCAAAACGGACAAGAGAGGUGUCCCAUACUGGGGUAUUGUUCUUGCUUUUGGAUUUGGCUGCUUGGCCUUCAUGGCUACGUCCUCGGAUUCCGCAGAGGUGUUCCAGCACUUUGUGAAUGUUGUUUCUCUCAACGGUUUGCUUGCCUGGUCGUGUAUUCUUCUUGUCCACGUGCGUUUCAUGAGAGCGUUGAAGGCUCAGGGGUACGACAGAAAGAAGGACUUGGCUUUCCGGUCUCCUAUCCAACCAUUCGGCACGUACUUCUCCCUUGGAAUUUGUGUCUUUGUGAUAUUUGCAAAGAACUUUACAGUGUUCCUCGGAAGCCCCUUCGACUAUGAGACGUUCAUCACCGGUUACAUCAUGCUUCCUGUCUUUAUCGUGUUGUUCCUUGGUUGGAAGUUCUGGCACAAAACAAGGUUCGUUCGUGCCAGCGAGAUUGACCUCACUUCUUUCAAAGAGGCCUUUGAUAUCCAGGAGGAGAAGUUCUUGGCACAGGAUGAAGAGGAUAAAGCUGCCAGAAGGGCUGCAGGCAAUCCUAUCAAUUUGAAGUGGCUUUAUGAGAAGAUUUUUGGCUGGGUGUUCUAA